AUGGCCCCAUCCUGGCUUGAGAAAUUCAUUGUCCGCGAAGACGCAACGCCUGAUGCCAGACGCAGCACAGAAACUCCAACUCUUGAGAUGCACUACACCGCUCUUGCGGGACAUCGCCGUAUCCUAGGAAUAAAGGGCGACAGAAAACCCCGCUACGAAGUGACAAGAAAAGCAAUCCUCGCCGUCUGGGGAGAUAAAUGCUAUGUCAAAUCGGUUGAGAGCGAUGCAGAAAUAGCUGUGAUGGACUUUCAUAGCUUUCCAGCCAAGACCGAGGUCAACUUCACUCAACGCAAACACAACAUUGACAUCAAGGGGAACGUCGGACCUUUUCAAGCUAGUGGGGGGAUUGGCGAGCUGCAUUGGAAGCCAACUGGUAUCGUACCAUACGGAAAAGCCUCGUGGGAGCUCAGGGACGAAGGGAAUCUUGUGGUGUCAGUCACCAUUGAUGAUCAUCAAGCAAAUGGCGUUAUCAGCCUUUGGAGGAACGACUUGGAUCCAGAGACAGUUGAAGAGUUAGUUAUAGUUGGAGUUUCCAAGAUUGAGGAGUAUAGGAAGUUAAUGAGGAACUCCAAAACCUCUGCUGUGUCAGUUGCCUCUAGCGCAGCGUGGCUAGCCUAG
Messenger RNA from Fusarium sp. VM40, 618 nucleotides. The record is from the annotation of a GenBank genome assembly. NCBI's taxonomy places the organism in Eukaryota, Fungi, Ascomycota, Sordariomycetes, Hypocreales, Nectriaceae.